Molecule: messenger RNA, 3223 nt
Organism: Ornithodoros turicata
Lineage: Eukaryota; Metazoa; Arthropoda; Arachnida; Ixodida; Argasidae
Gene: Larp7
Product: la-related protein 7-like
Exons: 14
Coding region: 318-1784 (488 amino acids)
Biological process (GO): RNA processing
Cellular component (GO): ribonucleoprotein complex; nucleus
Molecular function (GO): RNA binding
Source: RefSeq, a predicted model, not a curated record
UGUUGUUGCAGGUUCUCCUGCUCGAUGACAUCGAGCACCGCAGAAGCUAUAGCCACGGAGACAGGGUUGCCGCCAUACUAUACAGCCAAAGGAGAAAUCGCCAAGAAUUCCUGCCAUUUCUGUGCUGAUGGCCUUCUUUAGGACCGAUCUCAGCCUCUUGUUGAACACAAUAACAUGAGCUGCAGCAGCUUUGUCGGCACAACCAUUGCCAGGUUCGCUCACUUGUACAAGGCGGUCCUGUCUAUAGAUUGUUGCAGAAGAGAUGAUAAGAAGACUGUAGAAACAUUGCUCAAUGUCACACCGUGGACUUUUCAACAAUGCCACGGUACGCGAUUAUGGGUGACGUAUCCCAGCAAGGUGUAACGUUUGAAGAUCGUCAGUCUCCUGCCACUACCACAAACAACCAGAAGAAACGAGACCGAAGGCGCAAGAAGAAACUUUACAAAGAUAUUCGCGAACAGAUGGAGUUUUACUUCAGUGACGCAAAUUUAAGGAAAGACAGAUACAUGUCUGAAUUAGUCCAAAAACGCGAAGACGGCUACAUUAAUCUGGAAGUCUUCUUAACGUUCAGCAAAAUAAAGAGUCACACAAAUAGCGUCGUCGAUAUAGCCGCAGCUCUUGCAAAUUCGACAUUCCUUCAGUUAAAUGAAGAUAAAACACAAGUGAGGAGGAUGACUGCUGUCGAAGAUAAGGAGGACACAGAUGACUGCACGAUAUAUGUUGAACGUCUGCCACCCACAGCUGAUCAUAGGUGGUUGAAGACCACCUUCGACAAGCACGGGAAGGUGGUUUAUGUAAGCUUGCCUAAGUACAGGCACAAUGGAAAAAUGAAAGGGUUUGCAUUCGUGGAGUUUUCAACUCCUGACGAAGUCGAAAAAGUCUGCCAGGCAUUUGGCUUCGUCAGCCCAUGCGUAAGAGAAGUAGAUUUACCCGAAGAGCAGGACGAGUCGCACUCACGUAAAAGGAAACUGAGUGAGACACAGGAAGAUACAAAGCCACCUAAACUACCCAAGGGCUCAGAAAAGACAAACGAUGAGAGGGAACGGUUGGAAACGUUGGUCGAGGAAGGCAGUGCUACAGAGGAAGGCAAAGCGUCAAACAAGAAGCUUAAAAGGAAACGAAAGAAGAAACUCCAGCACCUGGAUGCCAAGGAACAGAAUCCGCUGCUGGUCAUGCCAAAGUGGGAGUGGAAGAGGUUACGCAACAAGUACCUUGCGCUCCAGAAGCAGACGAUGGCGCAGAUCAAGAGGUCGCUUCUACCAGCAAGCAAUGCAUACCACUCACCGAGGAACGUGCCCUCUCCAUCGUGCGCAAGUCCAGCAGACGACACGCCCGUCCCUUCUGCUGCUACUGUUGUCAGUACGGAACCCGAGGGAAACACAAAGCUGCCAGUUCCUCCACUGGAAUUCCAGGCAAACGUAAUUGUGAAACUGACAGCGGAAAAGCCCAUUACCAGUGCUGUGGAGUUCAAAAACAACCUUCGGCACUUGACGUAUGUGUCGUAUGUGGACGUAAUGGAAGGAGAUACAGUCGCGUACGUUAGGUGCCCCGAUGAGGACAGUGCAAAAAAGUUCAUCAGAACAGAGAAGCAGUCCUUCUGUGGAUCGCUGGCAUUGUUGUCUGGUGAUGAAGAGCGAGAGUACUGGAAGAAAAUAAAUCAAGACCGAAAAACAAGACGUAGCCAGAAAACGAAACAAAAGAAAAGAGGAGUUGAAAAGGUCAUGGCUAAAGCACAGAAAUUGAUGGAGAAGAAGAGUAAACACACACAUUUCGAGGACCUAUAAGUCACGUCGCAGUGGUGUACAGUUUGACAAGUCUUCAUUUCAAGCAAACCAUAUCCCAUACAAAACACAGGUGAUGAUCACACUUCAUUCGCACCCCAGCCAGUUGUGCUGUGCUCAUUGAAGCAGUUGUGUGGUGUCGCAAAAUUGCGGAACGUAUGCAGUUUUCAGAAAUGUAAAGUUAAAAAAAAAAAAAGACAUCCUUCCUUCAACAAUAUGGUGUUUACUCUGGUGGCCAAUAGUGCUGCAAAUGGUGCUCCAGUCUGAGAGGGGCAAUGGCAUAUUGGACAGUUGCUAUCAUGGGGAUGUAAAAACAAACAGUUUUGUGGACAAUAAAUAGGGUCUGUAGUUAACGUUUCCUUGGGUAUGGGUAGAGCCCUGUGGUGUUUUAGGGCAGGAGGACCGGGGAGCAGUUUCAGUUCAAGGAGACCGGGGAGGAUUCAGUCCUGCUUUGAUCUCUGAUCCGCCUUCGAGCACAUAUAGCAACAGCUUGUUCCCUAGGAGUGCGUGGAUCGACGCCAUGAUCCACGUGCACCUCGGUACACGCAGCGCAUGUCGCACCAGAGGUCGCUGGCAUGCCCUGCACCCCAGAGCCGUAUAUUAAAAGGGAGUCUGGCCACUGGGAGGAGUCACAAAAAGAGGCUCGACCUGUCAAUCACAGUUUCGCUCCUCUGAUUGGUUUGCUUUCUACCAAGGGGGUCGCCAUGACACCAUACUGCCACCCAAAAUGGCGACGAAAACAGACACUGUGAAGCGGGGAUUUCGUGACAAAAAAUUUGACCUUGUCAGCCAACCUAGUUCUAUAAUUUUUGCACAUUUCUUAGAAUAUGUUUUCUGAGGUACGUGGCAUUCAGCCUUGAAAUUUUUAUCCAUGUAAAAUCGGCAACCAGUUAGGUAUAGUUUUGGGGAGUUAAAGGGAGACUUUGCGAGGAUUUGAAAAAAAUUACGAGACCAUCAUACCGAACACAAACCACUAUCUCGAUACUAAAUACAACAUUCGCAUUCACUCCACGCGAGUAAUUAAUUCAGAAAUGAUGAUAAUAGCAAACCAAACUGGGAAGAGCUCCAUACUACGGCGGUUCGUCCGGAGGAGGAUACCGUGACGUCACCCAGCAUUGUCGUCUGCUUCGAAACCUGCAUUCUCCCUUGCGUUUUGAAGGAAACAAAAAAGGACAUCCCAUGUAGUUGCCGUUUCCGUCGUGUAGCAAAUCUCUUGCCGCAACCACUCAUGCAACUUAUUGAGCCGACCAUUACAGUGUCGAUUGCAAUGGGACAGAAGGGAGUACGUCUUGGAAAAAGGUUGUAUCCUUCCAAAACACGAGCAGGUCAAAUGAAGUAGUGCCGGGAAACGAUGCCGGAUGAUGUCAGCAGUGUGUUGCUUUCAGCACCCUCUCGCUUUGUAAUAAAUUCAUUUGAAUAAAAUCUGCGCAGUUUUGGAAUGA